Molecule: messenger RNA, 4578 nt
Organism: Indicator indicator
Lineage: Eukaryota; Metazoa; Chordata; Aves; Piciformes; Indicatoridae
Gene: DNMBP
Product: dynamin binding protein
Exons: 16
Coding region: 16-4578 (1520 amino acids)
Biological process (GO): intracellular signal transduction
Cellular component (GO): cytoplasm
Molecular function (GO): guanyl-nucleotide exchange factor activity; protein binding
Source: RefSeq, a predicted model, not a curated record
UUCAAACCCCACACAAUGGAGACAGGCUCAGUGGUACGAGCAGUCUUUGAUUUCUGUCCCAGCGUUUCUGAGGAGCUGCCCCUCUUCGUGGGAGAUGUCAUUGAGGUGCUGGCUGUAGUGGAUGAGUUCUGGCUUUUUGGCAAGAAGGAAGGUGUCACAGGACAGUUUCCUAGCAGCUUUGUGGAAUCUGUGGAUAUUCCUCCUUUGAAGCAGGGAGAAAAAUUGUUUGUUUGUACCAGUGACUUCACAUCUCAAGAACCAGGAAGCUUGUCAUUGCAGAGAGGAGACCUGGUGAUCCUGGGGGGGUCCCUGGCCUCCAGCUGGCUCCAGGGCCGAAGCAGCUGGGGUUCCAAGGGCUUUUUCCCCUCAUCAUGUGUGCGGGAGCUGUGCCUUUCAGCUCGGAGCCGUCAGCUGUCCCAGAGUGCUCUCCUGGAGGUACCUGCCUACUCACUGGGCCAGGCCAGGGCCCUGAUGGACCUAUCUGCUCAGCUGGAGGAGGAACUGGACUUCAGGGAAGGAGAUGUGAUCAACAUCAUUGGUGUCCCAGAGCCUGGCUGGUUCGAAGGUGAGCUCAGAGGCCGCAGGGGCAUCUUUCCAGAGGGUUUCGUGGAAUUGCUUACUCCUCUGCAAGCAUCAGAAACCUCAGUGGAUUCAGAGCCCACAGGGACUUGGGACACCAAUGGGACAGUGAAGAUGCCCUCCAACGAGGGGGAGGAGCCAGGGAGCACUUAUGGUAUUGCCCUUUAUCAGUUCCAAGCCCUGGAGUCCAAGGAACUGGAUUUUGAUGUGGGUGACAGAAUUCGGAUCAUAGGCAUUCUGGAGGAUGGAUGGCUGGAGGGAGAGCUGAGAGGGAAACGUGGCAUCUUUCCACACAGAUUUGUGAGGCUGGAAGCCUCUGAGGCUUGCAAGGAAAAGACAGGUGCUGGGGAUCCCCAAGGUGGGAGCAACCAUGGAGUGACCAUCCAUCAGGACCUGAAAAGCACCUGCUCCGAAGCUCUUCCUUUUAUAGGGAAAGACAGCAAGGAAACGAAGGAUGGCUCAGCUGGAGACCCUGAGCCUGACACCAUAUCGUCUCACAAGGCAGGGAGGUCAGAGGGUCCUCUUGGCACUGACUUGAGUCAUCAUCAGACCUUUCCCAGCACAGGCCAUCAAGGGUCACAUCCCAAAGGCACAGUGGACUCCCUCCCCUCUGACCACACAGAGACAGUCAAUGGUCUUUUCCACUCAGCUCAGCUGCCUAUCCAGCAGGGCAACAGUCCUGACCAAGCAGCUGAAUUAAAGCUUGGUGGGACUAUUUCAGCCUCUCCAGGAAACUCAGAAACUCAUGAGCAUGAUGGAGACAGUGCCACUGUGCCCCUACAGGCUCCCCACUCCCCCCCACAUCCUUGCAGGAGCCAGGCAAUUUCUCCUCCUAACACUUGGGCAGCAUCCAAGCCCCAGGAGAGCCAGAGCAGCACCCAGGACCUUGACAGUUGGGUGGACAGUCAACAGGAGAAGUCCAAAUCUUGUUCCUCCAGCCUGGGAGGUGCCCAAGUGGGCCUAGAUACGUGGUCUGGGAGCUGGGGGGAAUGUUGCCCACACGCACCACAGGGGGAAGGCUGCACAGACCUUGACUCCAAACUGACAGAGCAGCUGGCAGAGUUUGAGAAGAGUCUGUCAAGCACAGGCGCCGAGCAGGACAAGAUCUCCCGCCACUUCUCUAUCCUGGACUACAGCUCUGAGAAGGACAUUGUCCGUGGGUCUCCUGAGUGUACGCCCCACACCAAGCAGCCAGAGAGGAGAAAGGCCCUGAGGCCACCCCCUCCUCGGCCCAGCAGCCUUGUGACAACCCCUCUGCACACGCUGGGUGGUCGGGUGCCCAAAGGCAGGUCUCUGUCCUUCUCAGUCAAGCCCUCCCGGCCCGCGCCUCGGCCUCCAUCAAGCAACCAGCGGAAAAAUGUGGCCCCUGCCCAGCUUCAGCCCAGCACCCAGGAGCAGCGGGUGGAGGAGGGACAUGAGGACUUGACACAGGCAGGAUCAGCUUCCCCCUGUUCCAUCCUGCUGACAAGGAUUGGAGAGGUGGAGCGAGACCUGGAGGCUUACAGCAAGACUCGCGCUGAGCUAAGCCUGAUGCUGGAGGAGCAGCAGGAUGAGCUGGUGAAAGCAGAGACCCUGGAAAACCUUGAUUUCUGUGACUCCAACAUCGAGAGCCUCAGUGUGGAGCUGCAGGAGCUGAGAGAGAUGACUCUCCUGUCCUCCCAGAUACCAUCCCUGGAGACUUCCUCAGCUGCCACUGAGAGCCCAGAGCAAAGGAUGCUGGAGAAGAGGUCCAAGAUUAUUGAGGAACUGCUCCAGACAGAGCGGGAUUAUAUCAGAGACCUGGAGAUGUGUGUGGAGAGGAUCAUGGUGCCACUGCAGCAGGCACAGAUGCAGAACGUAGACUUUGAGGCUCUUUUUGGAAACAUCCACAUGGUAAUUAGCUUCUCCAAGCAGCUGCUGUCCACUUUGGAGGCGUCAGAUGCCAUUGGGCCAGUGUUCCUGGCACAGCGUGCAGAGCUGGAGAGUGUCUACAGGGUGUAUUGCCAGAACCAUGACGAGGCCAUCGCAUUGCUGGAAGCCUAUGAGAAGGAUGAGAAGAUGCAGAAACUACUUCUGGAGCUGCUGGAUAGUCUCAGGAGCCUGUACAGUGAGUGGGGCUGCACAAACUACAUUAACCUGGGCUCCUUCCUCAUCAAGCCAGUGCAGAGGGUGAUGCGGUACCCGCUGCUGCUGAUGGAGCUGCUGAGCGCCACUCCCGAGGCUCACCCUGACAAGGCACCGCUCACCGCUGCUGUCCUCGCAGUUAAAGAAAUCAAUGUCAACAUCAACGAAUACAAGCGCCGGAAGGACCUGGUGUUAAAGUACCGGAAAGGGGAUGAGGAUAGCCUCAUGGAGAAGAUCUCCAAGCUCAACUUCCACUCUAUCAUCAAGAAAUCCAAUCGUGUGAGCAGUCAUCUCAAGCACCUCACAGGCUUUGCGCCCCAGCUGAAGGAUGAAGCCUUUGAAGAGACAGAGAAAAAUUUCCGGAUGCAGGAGCGGCUAAUAAAGUCCUUCAUCCGGGACCUUUCUCUCUACCUGCAGCAUGUCCGGGAGUCAGCUUGCAUGAAGGCGCUGGCAGCAGGGAGCAUGUGGGACCUGUGCACAGAGAAGGGCAGUGGGGACUUGGACCAGUUCCAGAAAGUGAAUCGGCUCAUCAGCGACCAGCUCUUCUCCAACUUUAAAGAGCGGACGGAGCGGCUGGUGAGCUCGCCCCUGAACCAGCUGCUCAGCAUGUUUGCAGGGCCCCACAAGCUGGUGCAGAAGCGCUUUGACAAGCUCCUUGACUUCCACAACUGCACAGAGCGAGCGGAGAAGCUGAAGGACAAGCGGACACUGGAAGAGCUCCAGUCAGCCCGCAACAACUACGAGGCCCUCAAUGCACAGCUACUGGACGAGCUGCCCAAGUUUCUGCGCUUCGCCAAGGAGCUGUUUGCCAGCUGCUUGCGGGGCUAUGCUGAGGCACACUGUGACUUUGUGCGACUGGCCCUGGAGGAGCUGAGACCUCUCUUGUCGUUGCUGAAGGUGUCCAGCAGGGAGGGGAACCUCAUUGCCAUCUUCCAGGAUGAGCACAGUCGAGUCCUGCAGCAGCUCCAGGCCUUCACCUUCUUCCCAGAGUCCCAGGGAGCUCCCAAGAAGUCCUUUGAAAGGAAGAGUGUGGAGCGUCAGUCUGCCCGGCGGCAGCCCCUUCUUGGCUUGCCUACCUACCUCCUGCAAUCAGAUGAGGUCCGAGCUGCCCUCCUGGUCCGCUAUCCCCCAGACAGUCUCUUCCAGGCAGACCGCAAUUUCAAUGCUGCCCAAGACCUGGAUGUUUCCCUGCUGGAAGGAGACAUUGUGGGUGUCAUCAAAAAGAAAGACCCCAUGGGCAGCCAGAAUCGCUGGCUCAUAGACAAUGGGGUAACCAAGGGCUUUGUGUACAGCUCCUUUCUGAAGCCCUACAACCAACGCCACAGCCAGUCAGAUGUCUCUGUGGGCAGCCACUCUUCCAACGAGUCAGAGCACAGCAGCUCCUCUCCCCAGAGCAACACCGCACUGACCUUCAGCCCCAGUGUGGGGACUGUCACCUUCACUCAGAAACCCCUGCAGGACUCUGCCUCCCUGGAACACCCGUACCAGGCUUCACAAGCCCCUUCAGAGACAGACUCCUCCUCUGUGCUCCAGCUUGGCUCUGGUGACAGGACAGCCUCGCUGGAGGCUGGUACAGCGACAUCUCAGCAUCGCUACAGUCGCCCCAAGCUGGGCUGCAGUGGGCACCCCACCAAAGCACAUCUCAGGCCUGCACCCUCAGUGGAGGAUAGAGACUCUGGGCUGGAGAGCAGCGAGUCUGAGGGUAACCAGAUAUACUAUGCUCUCUACACCUUCAAAGGCCGAAACACCAAUGAGCUGAGUGUGUCAGCUAACCAAAGACUCAGGAUCCUGCAGUUUGAGGACAUCACAGGCAACCGGGAGUGGUGGCUGGCCGAGGCACAUGGGAAACAGGGCUAUGUGCCCUCCAGUUACAUCCGGAAGACAGAGUACACGUGA